AUGGCAGUUUUGCAAGCUUUUCUGAUUGCUCUAUGCAUCAUUGUGUCUCAUCAAAAUUUGGUUGAUGCAAAAUUUUCCAAGAGUAUGUAUAUCACCUGGGGUACCCAGCAUGCUACAAUUCAAGGCAAUGGUGGCGAGGAUCUUAACCUCGUGCUGGAUCCAUUUUCAGGUUCUGCUGUUCAAUCAAAGAGAGGCUUCUUAUUCGGAAGCAUUGAGAUGCUCAUUAAGUUGGUACCUGGGAAUUCCGCAGGGACGGUAACAGCCUACUAUCUAUCCUCGACAGGAACCAAACAUGAUGAGAUAGAUUUUGAAUUCUUAGGGAACAUUUCUGGACAACCUUACAUUGUCCACACAAACGUCUAUACACAAGGAAAUGGAAGCAAAGAGCAGCAAUUUUAUCUCUGGUUUGACCCUACUGCUGAUUUCCACAACUACACCAUACAUUGGAACCCCACUGAAAUUGUGUGGUAUGUUGAUAGUCUACCAAUUCGUGUUUUCCGAAACUAUGAAAACCAGGGGAUUGCUUACCCCAACAAGCAAGGGAUGAGGGUUUACUCAAGCUUAUGGAAUGCUGAUAACUGGGCAACUAGAGGCGGGCUAGUCAAGAUAGAUUGGACCAGUGCACCCUUCACGGCUAGAUUUCGAAACUUCAGGGCAAGAGCCUGCAAGUGGAACGGAGACAUCAGCAUUAGUCAAUGUGGCACCACUUCCCCGGCAAACUGGUGGACCUCCCCUAUAUACAGCCAGCUGAGCAGUGCUAAGCGGGGCCAGCUGCAGUGGGUCAGAGAUAGCUUCAUGAUCUAUGACUACUGCAAAGAUACUAAAAGGUUCAAUGGACAGAUACCUGCUGAAUGUUUUAUACAACAAUUCUGAUUUGAGGCUACGCAAUCAAGCUAUAUAAAGAGACCCGAAUCCCGUUUCUACCAGAUGAAUGAUUCUGCAGCCUUAACCAGUUUUCUUCUUUCAGUUCACAACUGAAACAACUUUCUUUUGGUUUUCUAUGUUUGAGCUUUUUUAUUAUGUUUUAUUAUACUGUAAUUCAAACAAAGUGUGUGUUUUUUUUUUUCCUUCUUGUUAACCAUUCAUUCACAUUUGUCUCAUUCUUUUGCUUAUAUUUCAGUUACCUUAAUCAAUAAAUUUUCAGAGAAAACGAAGUAUCAUUCUUCAACAAAAUGACAAAAUUUCCUCUUGAUUUUCCUCUCUUUUCUGAGCAGCCAAACACUCAAACAUCAAUAAUCAAAACAAAACAAGCUAGCUACGCGUAAAAUUUCUAC
Prunus persica (peach) is the source of this 1274-nucleotide messenger RNA. Its product is annotated as probable xyloglucan endotransglucosylase/hydrolase protein 26. Gene Ontology annotation, cellular component: apoplast; cell wall. Lineage: Eukaryota; Viridiplantae; Streptophyta; Magnoliopsida; Rosales; Rosaceae. The transcript is spliced from 4 exons. Gene Ontology annotation, biological process: cell wall biogenesis; xyloglucan metabolic process. The record is from RefSeq and is a predicted model, not a curated record. Bases 1 to 873 code for a protein of 290 amino acids. Gene Ontology annotation, molecular function: xyloglucan:xyloglucosyl transferase activity; hydrolase activity, hydrolyzing O-glycosyl compounds.